AAAAAUCUCCUCCUCCUCCUCCACCUCCUCCACCUCCAUCUCCACCUCCGCCUCCGCGUCUCGCUGUAUUAGAGAAGCUUUCAGUUUUAAUAAAAAUGGCGGGUGGUGCAAUUGUGAAUACAGGAGGAGGGAAGGAGUACCCUGGGAAGAUGACACUCUUUGUCUUCCUUUCUUGCCUUGUAGCCUCUAGUGGUGGCCUCAUCUUUGGCUACGAUAUUGGGAUUUCCGGUGGAGUGACAUCGAUGGAACCAUUCUUGGCGAAGUUCUUCCCCUCAGUACUCGAGAAGGAGAAGGAGGCAGUGAGCAACAACCAGUACUGCAAGUUUGAUAGCCCGCUCCUGACAGCAUUCACAUCUUCCCUCUAUCUGGCGGCUUUGGUUGCAUCAUUACUUGCAUCUACAGUCACAAGGGUGUUUGGAAGGAAGUGGUCAAUGUUUGGCGGUGGGAUCACCUUCCUUGCAGGUUCUGCCAUCAAUGGUGCAGCUGAGAAUGUCCUCAUGCUCAUCCUUGGUCGCAUUUUACUUGGUAUUGGAGUAGGAUUUGCCAAUCAGUCGGUACCACUCUACCUCUCUGAAAUGGCCCCAGCCAAGCUACGUGGGAUGCUUAACAUUGGCUUUCAGCUUAUGAUCACCAUUGGCAUCCUGGCUGCUAAUUUCAUUAAUUAUGGAACGAAUCAAAUCAGUGGAGGAUGGGGGUGGCGGGUCAGCCUUGCCCUCGCAGCCGUCCCUGCUGCCAUCAUCACCUUCGGCUCACUGGUCCUUCCUGACACCCCCAACUCCCUUGUGGAGCGAGGGCACAGUGACCAUGCAAAAGUCAUGCUCAGAAGGAUUCGUGGAACUGAUGAGAUCCAAUGCGAGUAUGAGGAUAUUGUGGCUGCCAGUGAAGAGGCCAAGGCCGUGCAGCACCCUUGGUCCAACAUAAUAAAGAGGAAGUACAGGCCUCAGCUCACCAUGGCCAUCUUGAUCCCCUUCUUCCAGCAGUUGACCGGAAUCAACGUUAUCAUGUUCUAUGCCCCGGUGCUAUUCAAAACAAUUGGAUUCGGCGACGAUGCCUCCCUUAUGUCCGCUGUGAUCAGCGGUCUCGUUAAUGUGGUUGCAACAUUUGUCUCCAUUGCAACUGUUGAUAAGUUUGGUCGAAGGAUACUCUUCCUGGAAGGCGGCACGCAAAUGUUCAUAAGCCAGAUAAUUGUGGGGACUUUGAUUGGCAUCAAGUUUGGGACCACUGGAGAAGCAACACUAUCCAAAGAAUAUGCAUUCUUUGUGGUGCUUUUUGUCUGCGUCUUCGUAGCUGCCUUUGCAUGGUCAUGGGGCCCAAUGGGGUGGCUGGUUCCUAGUGAGAUUUUCCCUCUGGAGAUCCGUUCAGCAGGUCAAGCCAUCAAUGUUUCUGUCAACAUGUUCUUUACCUUCGUCAUUGGCCAAUUCUUCCUCACGUUGCUUUGCCACAUGAAAUUUGGUCUCUUCUACUUCUUUGCUGGGUGGCAGCUGGUGAUGACAAUUUUCAUUGCCCUAUUUCUUCCUGAGACCAAGAAUGUGCCCAUUGAAGAGAUGGUCCAUGUCUGGAAGAAGCAUUGGUUCUGGGGCAAGUUCAUUGCUGAGGGGGACAUUCAUGGCGGAAAGGUGGACAAUGGUGUGUGAUGCAUGCAUGUGAGAUGUGAUAAAUGUGAGAGUGAUCAAUUCAGAAUGAGCUUUGAAUAUAAUGAUGAGAUUUGAUCACCAAGGCCCUUGUUUGUUCCCAAAUAAUGUACUUCAAUACCAAUUUCCGCAAGAAAAUGGGCAAAUCUCAAUAUCGCAUUAUAUAAAAUAUAUGUAAUUCCUGGAUAGGUCGCAUACUUGCU
Phoenix dactylifera (date palm) is the source of this 1834-nucleotide messenger RNA. Its product is annotated as sugar transport protein MST6-like. Gene Ontology annotation, molecular function: monosaccharide transmembrane transporter activity. Gene Ontology annotation, biological process: monosaccharide transmembrane transport. NCBI's taxonomy places the organism in Eukaryota, Viridiplantae, Streptophyta, Magnoliopsida, Arecales, Arecaceae. The record is from RefSeq and is a predicted model, not a curated record. Gene Ontology annotation, cellular component: membrane.